AUGCAUGACUAUGAAUUGAAUGUCAUGAGGUGUCUGCUGAUUUCUGUCCAAGGGAAAUAUAGUGGUGUUUUUUCAGGCUAUUGCAGCCUCAUCUUAUCUGCAACUAUUUGCUUUCUUGUGUUUACAGCCUUUGAGUAUGGCUUCUUGCUACAAAUAAAUGAGAAAGCAGCACUUGAAGCUGCACUGAAUGACUACCUAACCACUCGCAGUUACCUGGCUGGUUUUAGCCCUUCUCAGGCUGACCAGACAGCCUUUAAGCGUCUCUACAGACCCCCAGAUCCACAACAUGUCCACGCUCUGCGUUGGCACAGACAUAUAACAGCCCUGCAGCAGGACCUGAGCCCACAAAGCAGCAGUAAAGGAAAGAGGGUCCAGCCUCAAUGGUCUCCACCAGCUGGAUCGGAUGUUCCUCAACUUCACCUCUACAACAGCCUCACCAGAGCAAAGGAGCCAUUUGUUCCCCAGAAUGGGAAAAAGGUCAAGUGGUACAGCUGUGGGCCAACUGUGUAUGAUGCCUCCCACAUGGGACAUGCCAGAUCAUACAUCUCUUUCGAUAUUCUGCGGAGGAUUCUCAGUGACUACUUCAUGUAUGAUGUCUUCUACUGCAUGAACAUCACAGACAUCGAUGACAAAAUUAUUAAACGGGCACGUCAGAAUUAUCUUUUGGACCAGUACAAAGAAAAGCAGCCGCAACCUGCCCAAAUACUGCAGGAUGUGCUGAUUGCCCGAGUGCCAUUUCAGGCCCGUUUACUCUCGACUACUGAUCCAGAUAAGAAGCAAAUGCUACAAAGGCUUGAUGCUGCCAUCACUGCCGCUCUGCAGCCCCUGCAGGCGGCGAUGGAGAACAAAGCAGCAGAGGAAGUGGUGCAACCUCUGGCCCAAACACUUCUAGAUACUUCCAAGGACUUGCUGUCUGACUGGUUGGACAGCCAGUUUGGAAGUGAAGUAAAAGACAAUUCGAUCUUCUCAAUUCUGCCUACAUUUUGGGAGGGAGAGUACCACAAAGAUAUGAAGGCCUUGAAUGUGCUUCCUCCUGAUGUCCUUACUCGUGUCAGUGAAUAUGUGCCUGAGAUUGUGGAGUUUGUAAAGAAGAUUGUCUCAAAUGGCUACGGGUAUGAAUCAAAUGGCUCAGUUUAUUUUAACACCGCAAAGUUUGAUGCAAGUCCACAGCACUCGUAUGCCAAGCUGGUACCGGAGGCAGUUGGAGAUCAGAAAGCCUUGCAAGAAGGAGAAGGUGACCUCAGUAUUUCUGCUGACAGAUUGAGUGAGAAAAAGUCACCUAAUGACUUUGCCUUAUGGAAAGCAUCAAAGCCUGGAGAGCCUUCAUGGGAUUCUCCAUGGGGAAAGGGAAGGCCUGGCUGGCAUAUUGAAUGCUCUGCAAUGGCUGGUUCCAUUUUAGGAGAAUCAAUGGACAUUCAUGGUGGGGGGUGUGAUCUCAGAUUUCCCCAUCAUGACAACGAGUUGGCUCAGUCAGAGGCUUUCUUUGAGAAUGACUACUGGGUCCGCUACUUUCUGCACACCGGUCACUUGACAAUUGCAGGAUGCAAGAUGUCUAAAUCUCUGAAGAACUUUAUUACCAUUAAGGAGGCCUUGACAAAAAAUACAGCACGCCAGCUCCGUCUCGCUUUCUUAAUGCAUUCGUGGAAAGAUACCCUUGAUUACUCUCCCAACACGAUGGAGUCGGCAAUCCAGUGCGAGAAGUUUCUGAAUGAAUUCUUCUUGAAUGUGAAGGACAUUUUGCGUGCUCCUACAGACAUCACAAGCCAGUUUGAGAAGUGGGAGGCAGCAGAGGUAGAUCUUAACGACAGUUUCUACAUCAAGAAGUCGGCCAUCCAUAAGGCUCUGUGUGACAACAUUGAUACCCGCACAGCCAUGGAGGAGAUGAGGCAGCUGGUUGGUCAGUGCAACAGCUACACCGCCAGCAAAAAAAAUGCCAAGCUUAGACCCAACCGGAUGCUGAUGGAAAGUAUUGCUGUGUAUCUGACCAACAUACUAAAGAUAUUCGGUGCUAUUGAGGGAUCAGAGCCUAUAGGGUUCCCAGUGGGAGGACAAGGACAGAAUGUUGAACUGGAGAGCGUAGUUAUGCCUUACCUCACAGUCCUCUCUGAGUUCAGAGAGGAAGUGCGAAAAAUUGCCAAACAGCAGAAGGUGAUGGAGUUGCUUGAACUCUGUGACAGUGUUCGUGAUGAUACAUUACCAGAGCUAGGUGUCCGACUGGAAGAUCAUGAGGGACUGGCGACAGUGGUGAAACUGGUGGAUAAGGAGACAUUAAUGAAGGAAAAGGAUGAGAAGAAGAAGCUGGAUGGCGAGAAGCAAAAGAAAAAAGCGGAGGCUGCCAAAAAGAAAGAAGAACAGGAGAUGGCAAAGCUUGAAAAAAUGAAGAUCCCUUCUGGCAAAAUGUUUCUCUCAGAAAAGGACAAAUACUCCAAAUUUGAUGAAACGGGUUUCCCCACUCAUGAUGCCGAAGGAAAGGAGCUCAGCAAAGGACAAGCAAAAAAGUUGCGCAAGCUUUUUGAUGCACAAGAGAAGUUACACAAUGAGUAUCUUAUUAGCAAAAAUGGCAACUAAACCUGACCCUCCAGUCAAAGCUUGCAUUCUUACUUAUGGUUGCCCCAACGGACAACUCAAUGUUUUUUGCCAUGUUUUUAUUACCGCUCUAUGACAAGCUAUUGUACAAGGAAACCCGUUUAUGUCGACAAGUCCUGGUUCACCGUGUUAUUCAUUACUAAAAAGUACCCACUUUU
Messenger RNA from Nerophis lumbriciformis (worm pipefish), 2744 nucleotides. Lineage: Eukaryota; Metazoa; Chordata; Actinopteri; Syngnathiformes; Syngnathidae. The record is from RefSeq and is a predicted model, not a curated record.